CAUUUCCGCCGCAAUAAAAAAAACAGUUCUACCUUAUGAAAAUAUGUGAUAUUCUUAUUGCGUGAAAGACUACAAUUUAGAUCUAGUUGAUCAUUCGCAAAAGGUCGUGGCACACCUACAAUUCAAGUACCAUAUUCUCUGUUAUCCAUUUUGAAGCAUGUCAUCACACAAUAAUUCGGAGAGGAGAAAUAAUGCAGAAGAGGUUUCACCAAUAGCACCUACUGGUUUACUCAGAGCAAUUGUGUUUCUCAUCUUGAAAUUUUCCUCCCAAGUGUCAAUCCCUUCAAGGGACUACCUAAUAUCGAUGUUCUCAGUGUUUGGCCCUUUAGAUUCUUCUGAAACACAUGUUUCGGAAGAGUUUAGAUACGCGAUGAUCGCCUUUGUGUGUAGUGAUGACGCGGUAGAAGCAGUUAAAAGCUUGAAGAAAGCUAACCCAUUUGGUCAGACCUUAGUGAGAUUUGGGUUACAGCCGAAAGUGAUUAGCACUCUAGGGAACAUACCCCUAGUAAUCUCAAAAUUUUAUCCAACGAAUGUGGAUUCGAUGAAGCAGAAUUUGUUGAGGAUGACUGAAAUGCUGGACAAGUCCAGGGAUCGAAUAUCAAGGGAGACGAGGGAGAAACUAAAAAGCGAGAUCGCGGUUCUUCUUGAAAAGGUUAUUUCUAUGCCUAGCUCUUCUUCUUCUUCUUGAACAUCGUAAGAUACAUCAGUGGAAUCUUCUCAAGAAUUUCUAAUAUAUUAUUUGGUUGUAGCUUUUUGGAUCAUGUUCUAUAAACUCCGUUCUUGUGUUUUUCCAUCUUUAUUUUUGGAUGAUAUUGGCAAUGUUAUAAAAAAAUAAAAG
Messenger RNA from Raphanus sativus (radish), 838 nucleotides. Its product is annotated as serine/threonine-protein kinase ATM-like. The record is from RefSeq and is a predicted model, not a curated record. Lineage: Eukaryota; Viridiplantae; Streptophyta; Magnoliopsida; Brassicales; Brassicaceae. The transcript has 3 exons. Gene Ontology annotation, molecular function: nucleic acid binding. The coding region runs from base 158 to 688 and encodes 176 amino acids.